AUGUCACCUACAACAUCAAACUACCUCUUCGGAGGCCCCAUCCCCUGGACCCCCGAAGACUGGACCUCCUCCGACGAUCGCGUCCGCGGCGGUGCCUCCCACUCCUACCUCACCAUCACGCCUUCUUCUUCCGAUGACCAAAAGAAUACAGCUCGCUUCCACGGCACCCUCGACAUCCACACCCUAGGCGGCGCCGGCUUCGCCUCCCAACGCACCACCACCACCACCAAGGAAUGGGACCUCUCCCGGUUCUCCGGAAUAGAGGUGCAUGUUCCCCGCGCCGACGACAAGCGCUACACCCUCACGCUGAAGGACGAGAUCCUGCCGAAUCGGCCGGACGGGCGGGAGCGGAGUUCGGUGUCGUGGGAGGUGGACUUUACGGUUCCAGAGGGAAAGGGAAGUGGGGGGCUGCGGUUCGCGUGGGAGGAGUUUCGGCCGACGUACCGCGGGAGGGAGAUUAGGGAUGGGGUCAAGCCGCUGGAUCUGGAGAGGGUGCGGAGGGUGGGGAUUAUGGUUCGGAGUUUCUUCGGAGAGCAGGAGGGGGAGUUUGAGUUGGUGGUGGAGUCCAUUCGGGGUUUUCAGGAGCGCAAG
Molecule: messenger RNA, 591 nt
Organism: Aspergillus uvarum CBS 121591
Lineage: Eukaryota; Fungi; Ascomycota; Eurotiomycetes; Eurotiales; Aspergillaceae
Product: CIA30 family protein
Exons: 3
Biological process (GO): NADH dehydrogenase complex assembly
Source: RefSeq, a predicted model, not a curated record